GCAGACCUAUAAUUUAGCCCAACAAUAACUAAUAUUUAGGGAAUUUGAAUUUUAUGGACGUACCAAAAAUCAUGAGGCCCUGUGCUGGCGGGCUGACCAGUAGGUCAAGGAAGUUGGUGACCUGAUGACAGGGGAGCUGGCGACCGAAGCCCCGGUGAACGGCGGUCGUAACUAUAACGGCCUAAGGUAGCGAAAUUCCUUGUCGGGUAAGUUCCGACCCGCACGAACAGGCCCAUGACCGGCCCUAAUUAGGGAAACAAAUAUGGAAUCUACUCCUAAAUCCAGACUCCAUGGCAACAAGGGUUUUGAAAGCAAAAUACUACCCGAAUCGAGAUAUUCUACAUACCCAAGUUGGAACAAAUCCUAGCUAUACCUGGAGGAGCAUCUUGGCAGCCCAAGACCUCAUCAAGAAGGGGAUGAGAUGGCGAGUGAGGGAUGGGACACAAGUAAAUAUCUGGGAGGACAGAUGGGUGGCAAGAGCUGAAGACACUGGCUUCAAAGUUACUACUACGAGAACAGCGAAAGGUGAGCUGGAAAGAGUUACUGAUUUUAUUGACCACGACCUUCGCCACUGGAAGAAGGAUCUUCUCCAACAACACUUCAACCCUACAGACAGGGUAAGGAUUUAAGGAAUUCCUAUGCCCAGACAACAUAUUCCAGACACAGAGGUUUGGGCUUUCGAAAAGAAUGGGAAAUACUCUGUCAAAACAGCCUACAAAUUAUUCUACAAAGAGCUUGCAAGCAAACCGCUUGACGUAGAAGAAGCAGAGGCAGAAGCAGAGGAGAAUGAUGAGAUGGAAUCCUUGAACGGAGAAAUUGAAGUCUAUGAUCCCAUAAACUGGAAACGAGUUUGAAAGCUGAUGAUUCCACCUAAGAUCAAGAUCUUCCUAUGGAGGCUGAUUCACAACAUUCUACCUACAGGGAAGAAUAUCGCGAAGCGAAAGAAGGAUGCACCGAUUGAAUGUCCAUUCUGCAACCUAGAGGAAACCCAAAAACACAUCUUUAAAGAAUGUCAAUGGGCAACCAGGAUUUGGAGACCAACAAGCUUCAGACCUCUAUUUGAACUAGAACCCAACUUGUCCACUGGGAGUUGGCUAUGCGAGGUCAUGGAAAGGGUGGAUGAUGAUACCCUAGGCUAGGUUAGUGUGAUCCUAUGGACUAUAUGAAACGAGAGGAACAACCACAUGUUCAACAAUCGGAAAGCUUGGGAAGGAGAAAUCGUUGAGAAAACCCUAAACUAUUAGGAAGAAUUCAAGGAUCAUCAUGUCAAGGAGCUAGAACCCAAGAAUCUGGAAAGACAUACCUGGUAACUGCCGCCGGCGGGAUGGAUCAAAUUGAAUGUGGACGCCUGCUGUCCUAAAAGACGAAGGAACGGGUUUUGGGGUGGUGGCUCAUGAUGAGCAUGGCCAUUUCUUGAUGGCGGCGGUCUGCAGGGAGCGCGUCCAAUGGUCCCAGAGCUGGCCGAGAUAAAGGCGAUUGCUUUCGCAUUGAAACAGGUGGAGAGGUAUAGAUUUCAAGCAGCCAUUAUCGAAAUGGACUGCCAGAGCGCAUUCCUCGCUCUGGAAAAGGCGGAGGUAACGAGGUUGGAAGCUGUUGCUCUGAUCGAAGAAUUACAAACAGAAGCAGCGAGAUUGGGCUCAAUCCAGUGGAAUUUUGCAAGGGGGGAGUGUAAUGAGGCGACCCAUCUUUUAACCCAUACACCUUGUAUUUGGGAUACCCAGGAACACUGGGAGUCUCGGCCGCCUAUGUUUCUGUUACAUGUUCUAGAUUCUGAGCCCAUGAGGCAUCAAUAAAAUACAGGUCUGAUUAUAAAAAAAAUAAAAUAAUAAGGCGUGGAUGUUUUUUUUCUGUGUCUGGGAAGAUUUUCCAAGGCCCAACAAGGAAAUAACGAAAGCCCAAAAUGUAACUCUGGGCUAAAGAGUUAUGGGUGCGACCCUGUGCGAGAUGAUAGGAAACCUCAACAUGAUCCAUAUAAAUACAUAGUUAGUAAAUACUCUGUUUAAUACAUGUAUAUGUAUUUGCACGUAUUUUAUUAGUUUAAAACUUUCAUAUCCGUAUUAUUGUCAAGUCAUUUCAUUUUUUUCCUGUUCAUUUGAUUGUUCUCGUAUUAAACACGUAUAAAAUCCAUAUAACACGUUUAAUAUCCAUAUUUAAUGAAUUAAAUGGUUAAUU
Messenger RNA from Linum trigynum, 2172 nucleotides. The record is from the annotation of a GenBank genome assembly. NCBI's taxonomy places the organism in Eukaryota, Viridiplantae, Streptophyta, Magnoliopsida, Malpighiales, Linaceae.